This is a messenger RNA of Chinchilla lanigera (long-tailed chinchilla), 2835 nucleotides long. It is a transcript of the gene Edaradd, whose product is annotated as EDAR-associated death domain. Gene Ontology annotation, molecular function: protein binding. The record is from RefSeq and is a predicted model, not a curated record. Gene Ontology annotation, biological process: signal transduction. Bases 557 to 1105 code for a protein of 182 amino acids. NCBI's taxonomy places the organism in Eukaryota, Metazoa, Chordata, Mammalia, Rodentia, Chinchillidae. The transcript has 6 exons.
AAAAAACAAAAUCAUGACCACCACAACAAAAAACAAACAAGAGAGAGGAAAAAAACAAUCCACUUCCAGUUAUGUCUCUACUGUCACUGGUAGACAACAUGUGAAGACAGAGUUCCGAUCCACACUGACCUAUCCCAGCAAACCAGCAGUAACUUUUUGGUUGGGUAGUGAAUAAUCUCAACGAGCCUGCAACUUCUGGGUAAGAUCAACUCUUUGAGCCUAAAGCUGUGAGCACAACUUCCUGGGGCCUGAGCCCAGCUGGGAGCUACUAGAUGGAACCAACAGCUUGCUCUGAGUUCUGAGCUCAGCCAUCCCUCUCCAAAAUGGCUCCUGGCCAAUGGCACUCUCUUGCAGGAUGACCGAGCCCUCAGCACUCACUGCCAGCUCGUUCAGUUCUUUACAUCUGCUGCUGCCCUGCACUGCUGUGUCUCUCCAUGGAGGCCUCUAGGGUCGCCAGCAGUCACUGUGUGUCCAAGGGUUUGAGCCACUCCUCUUGCAUAAUCACGUGGCCAAGGAGCCAGUGGAAGACACAGACCCCAGCACUUUCUCUUUUAACAUGAUUCUACAGUCAGACAAAUAUCCUAUUCAAGAUACGGCACUCCCUAAAGCCGAAGAGUGUGAUACAGUUACUUUGAACUCUCCACCAAAUUCUGAUGAGCAACAUCAGGCAGAAGAAAAUGGCUUUCCAGACAGUAUUGGAGAUCCCCUUUCAGAUGUCAGCAAGGACCACCCCUGCAAAGAAGACUGUGCUUGUUGCUCCUGCUUGCUGCGGGCCCCCACCAUAAGUGACUUGCUCAAUGACCAGGACUUAUUAGAUGUGAUCAGGAUAAAGCUAGAUCCGUGCCACCCAACAGUGAAAAACUGGCGGAAUUUUGCAAGCAAAUGGGGCAUGCCCUAUGACGAACUGUGCUUCCUGGAGCAGAGACCUCAGAGCCCCACCCUGGAGUUUCUGCUGCGCAACAGCCAGAGGACGGUGGACCAGCUGAUGGAGCUGUGUCUCCUCUACCACCGCGCCGAUGUGGAGAAGGUCCUGCGCAGGUGGGUGGAGGAGGAGUGGCCCAGGCGGGGACGAGCUGACCGCUCUGACCACCGCUCGCACGUCUAGAGCCCCUGUCCCCCUGGCACGGGCCUGCUGCACCCUGGAGCAACCACAGCCAAGGAGGAGUGUGAACCUGUUCCUUUUAAGAGUUUAGGAUGAGGACAUGGAAUGGUGGACACUGUUUUCCCCAAGGCUGGUGGUUUUGAGGAGGAGUAGUUUCUGGUUUGGUGGCAGAUCGUUUAUUUCUUUUUGCACAUCUGAUUUAAUUUAAUAUUUGAAUGUGGAAUUGGGAAAAAAUAUUUUAUAGACUUACAUAAGGGAAAAUGGCUACAAUCAGGGUGGAUUCAUGCCGUGAUGAAAAUAAAACGAUCCUCUCAAGUACUGCUGGAGAUUUCAGGGGGACCCAAGACUGUUGAUGGCUCUAGACAUAAGGACAUCAUCCCUGCAAGCACCUUGGUGACCAGCACAUGCACAGCCUAGCAGAGGACAGCAAUGAGAAGUUACCCUGUUUUGUCUCUUUGUUAUUGUUUUGUUGUAAAGUGCUUAGGUGAUUAACAAGGGCUAGUACUAUGUGGACAUAUGCUAUAGACCACGUGUGCCAUCUUUUUUAUUCAAAGUUGUGUACCCUAUAGACUAUCCGCAAUGUCAUUUGCUUCGAUAUUUUUCAAAGAAAUAUGAAAACUGGUCAUUACUGGGAGGACAGAGUGAAGAAUCAGAGUUUAAUAAGUAUCAUGGGAACGGUAAUUGACAAAGAAUCCUACUCAAAAUGCCCUUUUGUUAUCCAGGAUUUUUUAAAAGUUAAUUUAAUAUUUACUUUUUCUCUUUUAUGAAAGGUGGAGUGCUUCCUCCCUGAGAGGAAACCCAGUUAAUUAAUAAAUAAGAAUCACCUGGCCCAUUGUUGAACUGCACCCUCCUCUAGCACCUAAUAUCCCAGAUGAAAAUUAGACCCACUGACGCCACAGGAGAGGGUGGCCAUACAGAGGAACAUCUCUGCUGAUGAAUUAAAAUCCAACUCUCAAAAGAUUUUACACCAAAUGGAAAGUUUGGUUUAAAGAAUAUCGAUGUUCUUACUUGAUUAUUUUAGGAAUAGGCAAUUAUGGGGAUGGGAGGAUUUGUAACUGAAGAAGUCAGAUUUUCUAGGCUCUUUGGGGGCAAAAAGAGACAGAGGCAGAGCUUGGCUGAGCUGACAAGUCCACAAAAGGGCUAUUUGGUUUUGGCCAUGGGCUUAGAAAGUGAAGGCCCUCUGUUCAGUUUGUGGGGGCUUCUGUAUUAGCCCCCAAUUAAAAAUAAACCAAAGGGAUAAAUAGUGCUGACUAGACACCCCAGAAAGAUUAGGGUUGGCUCUAAAUUAGUUGCUAAACCACCAUGUUUCUUCUGCUAAUGGUUAUGGGGUUUCAUUAGGUUGCUAAUACACAGUCAGCGUCCCUGCCAGAGGCAAACUUCGGAGCAGCCUCUGCUGCAGACACGUGCUCAUCCGUCCCGGCCGGUGGUCAUCACACCUGGCCAGAGUUACCAGGUCAAUGUCACACUUUUUGCCUCAUAUAUUUAAUGUAACAACCAGUAAUGAAAUGUGAUGUAAAAAAUUGAUUCUCUAGGAAAUUGGUGUUCAAUGAGGCAUUUGUUAAAUGUGUACUUCACAGAAUCAGCCAGGAUCCAGUUCUGUAGAGAACUUGAUGGGGGACAUUCUAGUUGCCCGCGAAUUUGAUUUGAUGUACUACAUCCCCUCUCUCUGUCUUUUUUGAGACAGGAUCUCGCUGUGCAGUUCAGGCUGGCCUUGAACUCACUUUGUAGCCCAG